Molecule: messenger RNA, 798 nt
Organism: Colletotrichum truncatum
Lineage: Eukaryota; Fungi; Ascomycota; Sordariomycetes; Glomerellales; Glomerellaceae
Product: anaphase promoting complex subunit 10
Biological process (GO): protein K11-linked ubiquitination; anaphase-promoting complex-dependent catabolic process
Cellular component (GO): anaphase-promoting complex
Source: RefSeq, a predicted model, not a curated record
AUGAGAGCAGAUGCAAACAUGGAAGAAUACCUACGAAACGCCCAGAUUCCCGAGUACUCUGAUGAGGAAGAUCCGGGUAGCGCACCGCUUGAAGAGCUUGGCGACAUCUCAGCAGAGGAUACCAGCGUCGAGGACGGCGAUAACAAUGCCGGCGACCAGCAAGAGGAAGCUGAAUUCGACCCCCUCGCAGCCGGCCUGAAGGAAAUCUCUAAUCUGGGCAAAUUCACCGUCAGCAGCCACAAACAAGGCAACGGCGUCGACCAACUGCGCAACGACAGCUUAAAGACUUAUUGGCAGUCCGACGGCCCUCAGCCUCACAAAUUGACCGUUUACUUUAUCAAACGCGUUGGGAUCAGGGAGAUCCGCUUCUAUGUUGACUAUAACGAGGAUGAGUCUUACACGCCAACCAAAAUCAUCUUCAAGUCAGGUACCAGCGAGAACAACCUCAUUCAGUUCGCGCAGAUGGAGCUCUCUGCACCUGUUGGGUGGCAGCAAGUUCCCAUCGCCGGCUCGGGUGGCGGCCCUGACGGCAACACCCUGGUUUCGUAUGUGUUCCAAAUGCAGAUACUCGAGAACCACCAGAAUGGAAAGGACACACAUCUCCGUUCCAUUAAGAUUUACGCGGCGGACACCGAUGGUGCUGGUGUUAACCUUGACCGGGAGGUGGACAGAGUCGCCGUCGCAGUAGAUACUUCCAAUGAAGAGUCGGCGGAAGAGCCAGCUGACCCCUGGGAUAUUUCAGUCCUGGAAGCAGGCCUUCCUGUCCCUGAUUUCAUGAAGGAGCCGGAGAUUCGGUAA